CUAACAAGAGGCGUAAGCGUAAACUUGUCCGAAGAAUAACACCGGGAAAGAAAGAGAGUGAAGAAGGGUAUAAGCGUCCUUGUGAAGGCACUAGGGUGUUCUGAACUGAUCCUCUCCCUGGGUCUGGCACUGUAAAAUUCAACGUCAACCCCAUAAUAUACUUGAAGAAACGCUUCCAUCUUCUCUCUAUUUGUUUCAACUUCAGUUAUGCGUUUCUCUCUCUAGCCAGCCAUCAUCACUAUGUCAUCCCCAAACUCCGUCCCUCAGUCCCACGCGCCGCUCCUUCUCCCGCGCCCCGAUGCCGCCGCCCGCCUCCCCAUCCUAGCGCUCCUCCUCGGCCGCCGCGGCCACUCCGCCGUGGUCCGGGAGACGGCGGCGCGUGAGCUGGAGGAGCGCCGCGCCGACUGGACCUACUCGAAGCCGGUGGUGGCGCUCGACAUGACGUGGAACAUGGCAUUCGUGCUGGUCUCGGCGGUGAUGCUCGCCUGCACCGUCAAGGAGAACCCCAACACGCCGAUCCGCUGGUGGAUCUGCGGCUACGCGCUGCAGUGCCUCGUCCACGUGGCCCUCGUGUGGCUCGAGUACCGCAGGAGGAACGACGCUCCCAGGGACGAGGAAUCUGCUGCCAGCCUCCAAUACGACGACGUCAACGAUAGCGACGAGGACGAUGUUGGAACCUCCGGGAGUUCCUCUUCCUCCGGAUUCACAAAACGAUGUGCGUCAUUGAAUACCAUGAUUUCAUUACUUUGGUGGAUGGUGGGCUUUUAUUGGGUUGUCUCUGGUGGUGAUAUUCUGCUGCAAGAUGCUCCACGUUUAUACUGGUUGUCUGUUGUCUUUUUGGCAUUUGAUGUCUUCUUUGCUAUCUUUUGUGUUGUUUUGGCAUGCUUGAUUGGAAUUGCCCUCUGUUGUUGUUUGCCCUGUAUUAUUGCUAUUCUCUAUGCUGUUGCAGGACAGGAGGGUGCAUCAGAAUCAGAUCUCAGUAUACUUCCAAAAUACAGAUUUCAAUUGUUAAGCAAUGAGGAAACACCUGGUGAGGGAGGAGGAUCAAUGAUUCCUAUGGAGACCAGCAACGGUUAUUCGGUGAAUGAACGAACACUUUCACCAGAGGAUGCAGAAUGCUGUAUAUGCAUCUCUUCUUAUGAGGAUGGAGCUGAACUUCAUGUUCUUCCUUGUAACCAUCAUUUCCAUUCUACAUGCAUAGUGAAAUGGUUAAAGAUGAAUGCAACUUGUCCUCUUUGCAAGUAUAAUAUUCUCAAGGGAAAUGAACAGGUGUGACAAUACUAAAGGCGAUCAAAGAUAUAUUAUAUCAAGCUGAGUUUUAUUAUAUAACAGCUCAGGGUUUUCAACCGCUGAUGCGUAUAUGUAGAUAAUAUCAAGACAUGAAAAAAUAGAACGUCUCCCAAUUUGCUCGGUUUAGCUGUCAUUGUUUUGUUGCUUAAUUGCUUCAGUAGAGAAAAAGGUAGAGGUAAGAAGGAAAGGUGCCGUAUAGAGAUCUUUUAAAUAAGUUAACGAUUUCAUUUGAUCCUUAUUUCUCCUUUAUUAGUCAUUUGAAAAUCGUCAUAUUUCUUGUAUCAAAUUUGUUUAUAUGGGAGAAAACAAUGGAAAGUGUGGCAGUCUAACUUUCAGCUUAUUCCAGGAGUGUAUUUUAUGGUUCUUUGUUUGUUUGUUUUGGUAGAAACAAAGAUAAUUGCUUUA
This is a messenger RNA of Glycine soja, 1695 nucleotides long. Its product is annotated as E3 ubiquitin protein ligase RIE1-like. The transcript is spliced from 5 exons. NCBI's taxonomy places the organism in Eukaryota, Viridiplantae, Streptophyta, Magnoliopsida, Fabales, Fabaceae. Bases 241 to 1275 code for a protein of 344 amino acids. The record is from RefSeq and is a predicted model, not a curated record.